Penicillium soppii is the source of this 3417-nucleotide messenger RNA. RefSeq names its product putative ARF GTPase activator (Csx2). NCBI's taxonomy places the organism in Eukaryota, Fungi, Ascomycota, Eurotiomycetes, Eurotiales, Aspergillaceae. Gene Ontology annotation, cellular component: cytoplasm; trans-Golgi network; endosome. The record is from RefSeq and is a predicted model, not a curated record. Bases 1 to 3417 code for a protein of 1138 amino acids. Gene Ontology annotation, biological process: intra-Golgi vesicle-mediated transport. Gene Ontology annotation, molecular function: GTPase activator activity; protein binding. The transcript has 4 exons.
AUGGGGAAUGUCGCCAGCCGCCUGGACGAUGCGGGGAAUCUGUUCUUUAAGGAUCAAAAUCGCUUCACGGUCGCAUCUGUCGCGAUAAGCAGCCCCCGACGUCGUCUUUUGACGCUGACCCCUAACGCGUUCCCUGCGGCGCGCUUCACUGCAAAGCGCGAUGUCGGCGAUGAUACUCCCGUUGAAUACAUUCAGGACCCCGAUACUCCCUCCUCCGCCCCGAUCCCGACAUUUAUGCUUCGCCUGUCGAACGACGAGGAACUGACUUUCAACUUCACCUUUAUCAUUCGUCAGACACAAACUGGAAACGCUGCAAGCUCUACCGUCAAUGGAGUCGCUUCCUCAAUGCCCGAGGUGGUGGAUACCAACCUCAUGGGGCUUACGUUCGCUCAUGCGUCCAACUCGAAAGAACUCGAUAAUUUGAUCACAAGGGAGUUCCACGCGAACCCUAACCUUCAGAACAACUCUAAUGUUCAGUUGAUUGGAGAUUACUCUACAGGCGGAUCUCCGUCCGUCUCCUUCGAUUGGUCUUGGACGUGGAAGCCCCCGAAGCUGAUGGAAGACAAAGGUGGCGGCUGGCGCAACAGCUGCAGUUUCUUAGAUUAUGACCAGCGAACCAAUCGUCUGAACACUCUCGCGCACUUUUCAUUCUGGGUGCAUAAUUCCCCUCGUCCCCUUCGGAGUCCAAGUCCUCAGAUCUACUCUCCUAAACUCGAGUUACCCGUUCUCCCGCGCUCUCGCAUUCCUUCCACCCAGUCCGUCUUGUCGCAUUACAGUGAUGCCGAAUCAAACCACAACAUCGAACCCACUCCGCCCGAAUCAGCCGACAAGGCUCUCCCGCCUCCGCCGACCGCGCUCCCUCCCCCACCACCGGCCAAGGUGGAUCUCCCACAUUCGCGGGCAGGCGAUGAGAUGAGCGGGGUGGAAGAUGGACCCUUGUUCCGGGCGACUAUGAAAGCACUCGAAUCGAAGACGAGCAACAUGCGAAGCAAGAUCAAGAAAGUGCUCAAGAAAGCCGAAAGCGCCCAGCAGGCGCAAGCAAGCUGCAAUGAAGCCGUGGAAGCGUUCCUAGGCUCGCUGAAUGAUGCCUCUACUUCCAAUGCAAAUGCUAUUCAGCCCGCCUUGGACCACUACUUUGAGAAAAUUGCCCGGCAGAUUUUGAGAUACGAGCAAUUGAACACGAUCAAGCUUCAAAAACUUGUUAUUGAGCCUUUGAUCAAGCUUUACCAUAAUGAUAUCAAACAAGCAGAAGCUAAAAAGAAAGAGUGGGAUGAAGAAAGCCGCGACUAUUAUGCAUAUGUCAGCCGAUAUCUAGGCCAGCGCCAAGAUUCGCUGAAAGAGAAGAAGCGUGCUGAAAGCGAUUCUAAAUAUCAAGCCAAGCGACGGAACUUCGAAUUAAGGCGUUUUGACUACUCUUCUUUCAUGCAAGAUCUCCACGGAGGCCGCAAAGAACAAGAGGUUCUCUCCCAUCUCACCAAGUACGCGGAUUUCCAAGCCAAGAAUUUUCUAGCAACUGCCAAGAAUAUCGAAGGCAUGACGCCUCAGCUAGACGCUCUUAUUCACGAGGUGACCCAGGCAGACAAAGAAUUCCAGUUCCAACGCACAGAGCGCGAAGAGAAACGCCGGGCCCUGGAAAAUGGCAGCAACCCAUACCUCGAACCUGACGCCGUGGCCAAUGCCGUGGCUAGUGCCGUAGGUGUACCUAUAGUGUCACCUGGCACGACCAACGGUGCCACUUCAGAAGUUGAGCUUGGUCGCGCCGAUAGUACAGGCUCCCAGCUACGGGGUGUCAUUAGCAAUACCUCGUCGGUUUCGUCCCAAGCAAACGCAGGGGGGUCCGUUGUCUCGGCUGCAGGGACCUGUGCACCUGCAUCGAACUCAGCGGUCCCUGGCAGUGCCAGUCAGAACCGCUUUAAGGGUAUUCGUGAUCUAGAGGAGCCGGCUGGUUUCAACUCUGAUCGCACGGGCGGCCAACAGCGGAAAGAAGGUCUUUUAUGGGCGCUGUCUCGACCCGGAUCACACAUUGAUCCCAAGGGGAUCAACAAACAGGCAUGGCACAAAUUCUGGAUUGUCUUGGAUCAAGGGAAACUGUCCGAGUAUAGCAACUGGAAGCAAAAACUAGACCUGCAUAUGGACCCUAUCGAUCUGCGCAUGGCGUCCGUACGUGAGGCUCGCAAUGCUGAACGACGGUUCUGCUUCGAGGUGAUCACACCUCAGUUUAAGCGCAUUUACCAAGCCACGUCUGAAGAUGAUAUGUCAAAUUGGAUCAGGUCGAUCAACAACGCGCUCCAGAGUGCGGUAGAAGGCCAGGGAACCUCACCUCCUUCUUCAUCCAGGAACGAUUCUACCACCAGUCGGGAUAUUGGUUCUGUCUUAACAGGGAAAAGCUCCUCUGUAUCUGGCCAUCACUCCUACUCUAGCUCAAGCAACAAUGCUGGUGUGAUCCGCCGAACAACUGUGGGUGCGCGCCCUAGCUACGUCCGCCAUGACAGCAACAACUUUGAAGAGAAUCCCGCCAAACUCUUGCAGGUCAUCCGAGAUGCUGACCAGGGCAACAACUGGUGUGCCGAUUGUGGAUCAACAUCCAAGGUUGAAUGGGUGUCAAUCAAUCUUGGAAUUGUGCUUUGCAUUGAAUGCAGUGGAAUCCAUCGCUCUCUAGGCACACACAUCUCCAAGAUCCGCUCGCUCACCCUGGAUGUUCAUUCCUUCUCAAACGACAUUGUCGAGAUUCUCCUGCAAAUCGGCAAUCGCGUCAGCAACAUGAUCUGGGAGGCAACCUUAGAUCAAACUCUCAAACCGAAUGCCACUUCUACGCGCGAGCAACGUCUAAAAUUUAUCACGGCCAAAUAUGUCGACAGAGCCUAUGUCGAGGGUCUACCCUCACCACGCUCCAGCUUCGCAACACCAGACGAAACCCUCCUAGCCUCAAUAAAGAAGAACGAUAUCACUGGUGUCCUCUAUGGUCUCGCCCUUCGUGCAAACGUCAACAUCACAGACCGUUCCCGCAACACCCACGCCACCUUCCUCGCCCUAGCCGCCGCAGACCCCGCAUCUCCAGGCUCAACCCCAACAUCCCUCUCAGCCCGCUCAGCUGCAAAGGCAAUUCCAUUCCCUGUCGCCGAACUCCUCGUCCAAAAUGGCGCUGAAAUUCCUCCUCAACCUCCCUCCAUCCCCCUCUCCCCAGCAGCCCAACUCUAUCUCAGCCAGCGCACAGCUCGCACUUCUGCCUUUAGCGUCCCACCCCCACCACUAGGCCGCAAGUCCUCUGCCAACGAUACCCUGGGCUCCCUCCCCACGAUCCGCAGCAAGGAACCCGCGCACACAUCCACCGACAAAGACAGGGAGAAGCUGUCGAAACGUGGCAGUGCCGGCGCUCGCUUUGCGGGCAAAGUCGCUUCCCUUGGCAUCGAUCGCUAA